Molecule: messenger RNA, 2158 nt
Organism: Glycine soja
Lineage: Eukaryota; Viridiplantae; Streptophyta; Magnoliopsida; Fabales; Fabaceae
Product: probable E3 ubiquitin-protein ligase RHC2A
Exons: 1
Coding region: 443-1576 (377 amino acids)
Biological process (GO): protein ubiquitination
Cellular component (GO): cytoplasm
Molecular function (GO): ubiquitin protein ligase activity
Source: RefSeq, a predicted model, not a curated record
AGAGAGCGUAAUCAUAAAGUCCGUCCGAAACAAAAAGUCCCUCCCUCCCUCCCACCAUGCUUCACUCCCGAAACGGCUCAUAAUUCAUAAACAACGUUUCAUCAUUAAUACGGUGCCGUUUCGAAGAUGUUCAAUAACAUAGAGCCACGUGGUUGGCGACAAGCUAAGACAUGACUACGCGGUUUCGCUGUUAUCUUUGUUCCACGCGACACAUGAGCCUGCUCCGUCGCCCCUCCCUCCCCCUCUCAUGGAAGAAGGAACCUGAAACCCUCACAUAGAGAAGAAAAACAAGCCCAACACCACGCCAUCCACGAUCUCAUCCUUAAACUGUGUUUUGUGGGUUUGUUUGUACUUGGUACGAGAAUCUGGUCCUCAUAAAUUUGAAUCCGGGGUGCGGAUCUCUGUUCCGUUCCUUCGAGAUCCACGGUCCCUCCCUCCCAUCAUGAUGAUGUCUUCCGGGACAUCCUCGUACUGGUGCUACCGCUGCAGCCGCUUCGUUCGCGUCUGGCCCCACCACACCAUCGUCUGUCCCGACUGCGACGGCGGCUUCAUCGAAGAAAUCGAACACCCGCCCCGCUCCGUCCACCUCGACCCCCGCCGCCGCCAACGCUUCCCCGCCGCCGCCAUGUACAUGAUCGGCCAGCGCCCUUCCUCGGACCACCCCUCCCGCCCCGCUGCCCUCCGCCGCACCCGCCGCAACGGCGGCGACCGCUCCCCCUUCAACCCCGUCAUCGUCCUCCGCGGCGGCGCAGCCACCGCGGAGGAUGAAAGUCGCGGCUUUGAACUCUUCUACGACGACGGCGCCGGCUCCGGCCUCCGACCCUUACCACCUAGCAUGUCAGAGUUUCUCCUCGGAUCUGGCUUCGACAGACUCUUGGAACAACUCUCUCAGAUUGAGAUCAACGGUAUUGGACGGUACGAGCACCCUCCUGCUUCAAAAGCAGCCAUUGAUUCAUUACCAACCAUCGAAAUUGAUGACACCCAUUUAGCCAUGGAGUCACACUGCGCGGUUUGUAAGGAAGCUUUCGAAUUAGGAACUGCAGUUAGAGAAAUGCCAUGCAAGCACAUAUAUCAUCCUGAAUGCAUAUUACCGUGGCUCGCACUUCACAACUCUUGCCCCGUUUGUCGCCACGAGUUACCCGCUGAUACCCCGAAUCCAAAUCAAAAUCAAAAUCCGUCUCAAAAUGUUGCCUUGAACGAGGAGGAGAAUGUGGGGUUGACGAUUUGGAGGUUGCCUGGUGGAGGGUUUGCGGUGGGUAGAUUCUCCGGUGGGAGAAGAGGUGCUGAGAGAGAGCUUCCUGUGGUUUACACUGAAAUGGAUGGUGGGUUUAACAAUGGGGGGGGUGAGCCGAGGAGGAUUUCUUGGUCCAGAGGGAAUAGAGGGAGGGAGAGUGGAGGGUUGACUAGGUUUUUCCGCAAUCUGUUUGGUUGCUUCAGAGGAAGUAGUACUCAGCGUUCUGCUUCUAGUAGAGAGUCUAUGAGGGCGAGUUCCUCUCGUUCUAGUACUAUGGAUCCUUCGUUGCGGUCUCGGAGGACUUGGUCUAUGGAUGUAAACAGUGGGAUGAGAGCGUGGUAGUAGUAGUAAUAGGAUCGAUGACUGAUGAGGGUAAAAGGCUAAAAAUCUCAACUUUGUUUCUGGGUUCCUCUGUGUACCGUGUCAUUGUCAAAGUGUACAUAAUGGGAUUGAUCGAUCGAGAGUCGUCGAGGAUGCAAUGUCUUGUGAUUGAUUCUCACAUUUUCAGGAUGUUGGAUGGGGAAACCGUUGUGUUAGCAAUAGGGGAUUGGGGCAGGGAGUGGCAUCAACAAUGGGAGAAAGUGAAACCAAUGGGGAGGAAUGAGGUUGAAGGAGGGACUCGGGCCGUGAUUGUGAAGUAUUAUCUUUGGAAUUUUUGGGGGGAGGGGGGACAUGAUGUGAUGAUGAUCAUGAACUUCAUUUUACUUUGAUAAUGAACUGAAGCACCUUCGUAUUGUUUAUUUUGUUCCAUGCUUUAUCUUUCUCGUCAUUGGUAUAUGAUCCUCUAAAUUCAUGGUGUCGUUAUUUGUCAUUGGUUUUUACCAUACUGCUGCCUUGAAUUGAUUGUGUUGAUGAUGAUGACUUGUUUAGUUUGAUGCUGAGCUAUUUUACCUCGCUAAAUUUGUAUAAUUUCCUAUUAGCCAA